AUGUACAGUAAGAAGACUAAAGAUUUUCCUCCAUGGCUGAAGUUACGUUUAUCUGUAAACGAACGUUUAUCAGCCCAAAAGCCGUGCAAACCGGAGAGUUCUGCCCUCAGACGAUUAUUGAAGACCCUGGAAGACCACUGGACGAUCAAGUGCAAUGAUGCCGUCAUGAGAAUAGUCGAGGCAAGGGUGAAAGGCAGUGUCAAGGAGUGGCUGCUGAUUUUGGAUAGGGAAAAUGAGCUUAAAUUUGUUCAUUGGAAGGAGAUGUCCCACAAGCCGUAUUUUUUGUCGACCUUUUAUGUUAAGGUUAUGGUUACACAAUUGAACCGAAUAUCUAAAGUUUCAUAUCCCGCCACAAUGCUUAUGAAACCAUGGGCUGACACACUGGCCAACACGAACACCAACCACGAAACUUACGUGGAAUUGAUUGAGCACUACAAGUUGUUUAUAGAGAAGCCAGCUCCAGUUUUUGACAUGAAACAAGUAACCAUAACAUUAAGUUUCGAAGAUGAAAUGGUUAGAAGCUGCAUUACCCAAAUUGCAUCUGACGACUCAAGCUGGGCAACAUUUGAGGCCCUGGCAGCCAUAUUUUAG
Molecule: messenger RNA, 591 nt
Organism: Fraxinus pennsylvanica
Lineage: Eukaryota; Viridiplantae; Streptophyta; Magnoliopsida; Lamiales; Oleaceae
Source: the annotation of a GenBank genome assembly